AUGAAAUUCUUCAUCGUCUUCGUCGCUCUCAUCGCCUCCGCCUCGGGUUGCUUCAACUUGUUCGGCGGUGGUGGAUGUGGAUGCCCCCCACCAUGCCCUCCACCAUGCCCGCCACCAUGCCCACCCCCGUGUCCACCACCUUGCCCACCACCUUGCCCACCCCCGUGUCCACCACCAUGCCCACCACCGGCCCCAAGCUGUUCUCCAGCUCCUUCAUGCGGUGGUGGAUGUGGUGGAAAA
This is a messenger RNA of Mesorhabditis belari, 240 nucleotides long. NCBI's taxonomy places the organism in Eukaryota, Metazoa, Nematoda, Chromadorea, Rhabditida, Rhabditidae. The record is from the annotation of a GenBank genome assembly.